CUGGGAUUUGGUUAGCCGUGCUGUUGUGGCGCCGUGCUCUAGACAUUUUCCGGCUCCGCUGUGCGGCCUCCGUGGAGAAGCUGAGGUCCCCAAGCCGCUGCUACAGACGAGCUUCGAUCCCGCGCGGGGACGUCAGGAGAGCUGAGGGUGAAGAGUCUGCGGGGCUUGGGCAGGGACACCUGUGGAGCUCGGACCGCGGAGUCUCCUCUCCUCCCCGUCGUGCUUCCCCCCGAGAGGAAGGGAGAACCAGCCCAGCCAUGAACUAAGAGAGUUUUGGGACCUCCAUCUUUUGCAAGAGCACUGUUUCUCCUACAGUUUUGAUGAGGACUUCCUAAUCUCUAUCUUUUAAAAGACAUGAAUGGAGAGUACAGAGGCAGAGGAUUUGGACGGGGAAGAUUUCAAAGCUGGAAAAGAGGAAGAGGUGGUGGGAGCUUCUUAGGAAAAUGGAGAGAACUAAAGCACAGACCUGACCUGAAUAAAGCCACAGGAAAACAUCCUGAACAAACCCCACAGUCUUUGCUACUACAAUCAACGUUGGAUCAAUUCAUACCAUAUAAAGGCUGGAAGCUUUAUUUGUCAGAAGUUUACAGCGACAGCUCUCCUUUUAUUGAGAAGAUUCAAGCAUUUGAAAAUUUUUUUGCAAGGCGUAUCGAUUUAUACGAUAAGGAUGAAAUAGAAAGAAAGGGAAGUAUUUUGGUGGAUUUUAAAGAACUGACAAAAGAUGACGAAAUAGCUAAAUUGAUACCAAAUAUAGCAAAUGAAUUAAGGGAUACACCUGACAAAACCCUGGCUUGCAUGGGUCUGGCAAUACAUCAGGUGUUAACUAAGGAUCUUGAAAGGCAUGCAGCUGAGUUACAAGCCCAAGAAGGAUUGUCUAGAAAUGGGGAGACAAUGGUAAAUGUGCCACACAUUCAUACAAGGGUAUACAACUAUGAGCCCUUAACACAGCUCAAGAAUGUCCGAGCAAAUUACUAUGGAAAAUACAUUGCUCUGAGAGGGACAGUGGUUCGCGUCAGUAAUAUAAAGCCUCUCUGUACCAAGAUGGCUUUUCUUUGUGCUGCGUGUGGAGAAAUUCAGAGUUUUUCUCUUCCAGAUGGAAAAUAUAAUCUUCCCACAAAGUGUCCUGUGCCUGCAUGUCGAGGGAAGUCAUUUACUGCACUCCGAAGCUCUCCUCUCACAGUUACGAUGGACUGGCAGUCAAUCAAAAUCCAGGAGUCGAUGUCUGAUGAUCAGCGAGAAGCAGGUCGGAUUCCACGAACAAUAGAAUGUGAGCUUGUUCACGAUCUUGUGGAUAGCUGUGUCCCAGGAGACACAGUGACUAUCACUGGAGUUGUCAAAGUCUCAAAUGCUGAGGAAGGUUCUCGAAAUAAGAAUGACAAAUGCAUGUUCCUUUUGUACAUUGAAACAAAUUCUGUUAGCAACAGCAAAGGACAGAAAACUAAGCCUUCCGAGGAUGAGUAUAAGCAUGGAACAUUGAUGGAGUUCUCACUUAAGGACCUUUAUGCCAUCCAGGAGAUUCAAUCUGAAGAAAACCUGUUUAAACUCAUUGUCAACUCGCUUUGCCCUGUCAUUUUUGGUCAUGAACUUGUUAAAGCAGGUUUGGCGUUAGCACUCUUUGGAGGAAGCCAGAAAUAUGUAGAUGACAAAAACAGAAUUCCAAUUCGAGGAGACCCACAUGUCCUUGUUGUUGGAGACCCAGGCUUGGGAAAGAGUCAGAUGCUACAGGCAGUGUGCAGUGUUGCUCCACGUGGCGUGUAUGUUUGUGGUAAUACCACAACCACCUCUGGUUUGACUGUAACUCUUUCAAAAGAUAGUUCCUCUGGAGAUUUUGCUUUGGAAGCUGGUGCCCUGGUACUUGGUGAUCAAGGUAUCUGUGGAAUAGAUGAAUUUGAUAAGAUGGGGAAUCAACAUCAAGCCUUGUUAGAAGCCAUGGAACAGCAAUGUAUUAGUCUCGCUAAGGCUGGCGUAGUUUGCAGCCUUCCUGCAAGAACUUCCAUUAUUGCUGCUGCCAAUCCAGUAGGAGGACACUACAAUAAAGCUAAAACAGUUUCUGAGAAUUUAAAAAUGGGGAGUGCCCUACUAUCCAGAUUUGAUUUAGUCUUUAUCCUGUUAGACACCCCAAAUGAGGAUCAUGAUCAUUUACUCUCUGAACAUGUGAUUGCAAUAAGGGCUGGAAAGCAGAGAGCUGUUAGCAGUGCCACAGUAGCUCGUAUGAAUAGUCAAGAUUCAAAUACUUCUAUACUUGAAGUGGUUUCUGAUAAACCACUAUCAGAAAGACUAAAGGUGGUUCCUGGAGAAACAAUAGAUCCAAUUCCCCACCAGCUAUUGAGAAAGUACAUUGGUUAUGCUCGGCAGUAUGUCUCUCCAAGGCUAUCCACAGAAGCUACUCAAAUUCUUCAGGAUUUUUACCUUGAGCUCCGGAAACAGAGCCAGCGGUUAAAUAGCUCACCAAUCACUACUAGGCAGCUGGAAUCUUUGAUUCGUUUAACAGAGGCACGAGCAAGGUUGGAAUUGAGAGAGGAAGCAACCAAAGAAGAUGCUGAGGACAUAGUUGAAAUUAUGAAAUAUAGCAUGUUAGGAACUUACUCUGAUGAAUUUGGGAACCUAGAUUUUGAACGAUCCCAGCAUGGUUCUGGAAUGAGCAACAGGUCAACAGCAAAAAGAUUUAUUUCCGCUCUCAACAACAUUGCUGAAAGAACUUACAAUAAUUUAUUUCAAUUUCAUCAACUUCGGCAGAUUGCCAAAGAGCUAAACAUUCAGGUAGCUGAUUUUGAAAGUUUUAUUGGAUCACUAAAUGACCAAGGUUACCUCUUGAAAAAAGGCCCAAAGGUUUACCAGCUUCAAACUAUGUAAAAGAGCUACCAAGCCAGGCCCUCCUGGGUUUAUUAUGAAGAAUAUGCACCCAAAAAAAAAAAAAAAAAAAGUUAUCUGAAAAAUAACAUCCCAAAAGUAAUGCAAUAGGAAAAGAGUGUUGAACUAAUUUAAGAAGUGAUAAAGUCAUGUGUUAAUUUUUUACUUCUCCAAAAGGCUAAAAAUAAAUUGUUUAUAUUUUAUCUAAAUGA
Aethalodelphis obliquidens (Pacific white-sided dolphin) is the source of this 3062-nucleotide messenger RNA. RefSeq names its product minichromosome maintenance 8 homologous recombination repair factor (gene MCM8). Lineage: Eukaryota; Metazoa; Chordata; Mammalia; Artiodactyla; Delphinidae. Gene Ontology annotation, biological process: double-strand break repair via homologous recombination. The transcript has 19 exons. Gene Ontology annotation, molecular function: ATP binding; single-stranded DNA helicase activity; ATP hydrolysis activity. The coding region runs from base 355 to 2853 and encodes 832 amino acids. Gene Ontology annotation, cellular component: MCM complex; nucleus. The record is from RefSeq and is a predicted model, not a curated record.